Messenger RNA from Saimiri boliviensis boliviensis (Bolivian squirrel monkey), 1157 nucleotides. It is a transcript of the gene RNASE10, whose product is annotated as ribonuclease A family member 10 (inactive). The record is from RefSeq and is a predicted model, not a curated record. Lineage: Eukaryota; Metazoa; Chordata; Mammalia; Primates; Cebidae. Gene Ontology annotation, molecular function: nucleic acid binding. Gene Ontology annotation, biological process: defense response to Gram-positive bacterium.
GCACUGCUCACAAAGAAGGAAACCCUGGGAGGGAAGAACUUGGGGAACGAGAGGACACAAGAAUCUUUGAAGCUGCUUAGGUAUGCAGGCAAAAUGAAGUUGAAUCUGGUGCAGAUCUUUUUCAUGUUGCUGAUGCUGCUGCUGGGCCUGGGGUUGGGCCUGGGGCUGGGGCUUCACAUGGCUGCAGCAGUCUUGGAAGAGAGCGAUCAGCCGCUCAAUGAAUUUUGGUCCAGUGACUCACAGGAAAAAGCUGAGGCCACUGAGGCAGGAGAGGGCACCCAAACCGCAGAAACCCUGGUGCUUAGCAACAAAGAAGUGGUGCAACCUGGCUGGCCAGAAGACCCCAUCCUCAAUGAAGAUGAGGUUGGAGAAAAAGAGAUGCUCAGAGCUGAGUCUCUCUUUCAGAACAACAAAGACUAUCUUCGGGUUGACCAGACAGAUAGAGAAUGCAAUGAUAUGAUGGCACACAAGAUAAAGAAGCAUAAUCAGAGUUGCAUAACCCAGCAUGCAUUCAUCCAUGAGGACCCAGACACGGUCAAAGCUGUCUGUGACAGUCCUGUCAUUGCCUGUGGGCUCAAGGGGGGGAAAUGUCACAAAAGCUCCCGACCUUUUGAUUUGACGUUCUGCGAGUUGUCCAAACCAGAUCAGGUCACUCCUAACUGCAACUACCUAACUUCUGUUAUUAAAAAGCACAUUAUUAUAACCUGUAAUGACAAGAAGCUCCAGUCACCAAUUGGACAAUGAAGCAACUCAUCAUCGUUUUUCUCUUCCCCUUCUCUUCCUCUUUCUUUUUUACUUUCUCUUUCUCAUGUUGUUCUCCCGAUCUUAGGAAUUAUGCAGAUGAAUUCUUCUUUGCCCUGUGGGUCACCCAACUUGCAUUUUGUUCCUAGGAUUAGAGAUGGCAGAAUAGAGUGAUGAUUCCUAGUUUCUCCAAGCUCUCCGUCUCUCCUUUUCUAUCCCUUAUCCUGGGGAAAAAAAAAAAAAAAGUGAAGAGCUGCUGUAGUCCUGGCCAUCAAUUUGUUCCCUGUUCCGAGAUUGCCUCUGGAUGUGGACUGGAAGCGUUUACCCACAUUCUUUACCUGUAUCCUUUACCCACGUUCUUCCCUGCUACCCACCCUGAGCCUUUAUAGUAAUCACAGGACUCUUGGGCUUUGCAC